UUCUCUUCCAUGCCGUAGAUUUUUUCGAGCAAUAGGCCCAGGCCUUUCAAAAAUUUGAAAAAUGGAUGACGGAGAAGAUAAAAUGACCGAGAAAGAAGGAGUAUUUCUGAAUGAAGAAGACAUUGUCGAAGUUAUAGAUCUGGAUGAAGAUGAGUCUAUCCAAGCCGGUGAGUUAGUGAAUAUGCUUGCUGACCACAUGGAUGAUGUUGGUAUUGGUGAGGGAGAUAUUGAACAUGAAGAUGGCAUGGAAGGUGCCGAAUAUUCUGUCAGAGAUGACGCUGAAGUGGUCUUCACCAGUCAUAGAGGCUCUGUGUUCUGUGUUCACACUGAUCCGGAGACUUGUUCUAUGGCGGUGACUGGUGGUGAGGAUGACAGAGCAUUUGUCUGGAAGCUCGGCAGUGGGGAGGAGGUUUUAGAGUGUACAGGUCACAAAGAUUCUGUUGUAGCAUGCGCAUUCAACCGAAACUCAAAAUAUGUUGCAACAGGUGAUAUGUCUGGUCUGCUGAAAGUUUGGGAGCUGGCAACCCAGAAAGAGGUGUGGACAUUCGAAUGUUCAGACUUGGAGUGGCUGUGCUGGCAUGGAUCAACCGACGUGCUCCUGGCAGGAACGACAGAUGGCAAUAUGUGGAUGUGGAUGAUACCUAGUGGCUUGUGCAAAACUUAUCAAGGACCAGGAUGUUCAUGCUCAUGUGGGAAGAUAAUGCCCGAUGGCAAACAGGUCUGUGCUGGGUAUGAAGAUGGAAGUGUGAGGGUUUGGGAUUUGAAAGCUGGCUCACCGUCUUUUACAGUGUCAGGCCAUGAGAGUUUUGAUGGUGGGGUGACCUGCAUCGACUGCCACAAAGAUAACAAUAUGGUAUUAGCGGGAUCGUCAGAUGUGACAGCCAAAUUGUUCAACGUUAAUUCAAAAAAGGUGCUCUGUAGUUUUAACUGUGCCAGUGCUGAGAUGUCAAGUGAGGAGAACUCGGUCGAGGCUGUGGGGUUUUCUUCAACUACCACCUUUGCCGCCACAGGGACGUUAGAGGGGAAAAUGACGAUAUGGGACAUACCCUCACAAUCGAAACGAUUUGAAUGCAAACAUGAGGCGGGGAUUGUCAGAUUAAGAUGGGACACCACGUUGCCCUUAGUUUUCACGUGCGCACUUGAUGGUGUCACCCAACUUUGGGAUGCGAGGAGUGGUAAGAGAGAGGCGGAGUGGUCAGGACAUCAGGGGGAGAUUCUGGAUUUUGGUUUUACGAGGGACAGUAACUUGAUGGUGACUUGUUCUGGAGACUCAACAGCUCGUGUGUUUAAUCUUACAGCAGUGGAUAGAUAACCUUUAACAAUAUGUGUCAAUAAAUGUGACUGUUGAAAGUGCGAUUUGGAUGAUUUUAUACCCCUCAGCCCAUAAAAGCUAGAGGGGUAUUGUCGAGGCAGGCGCCGUCUGUCUGUGGGUUCGUCAGUCCAGCUGUUGGUCCAUCUGUCAGUUGAACUCGUUUCCGGAGCCUAUCUCCGUAACCAUAAAUACUAGGCAUUUCAUAUUUCGGUAGUUUGAAGGUCUUAUGGUGCAAUUGUGCCAUUUGGCAGUUUUGACGACUUUCGUACUACGCUUGGCCCCAGGGGGGCUUCGAGUGAAAAAAGACUUUUGGCUAUAUCUCAUGAAUUAUGCUAGCUAAAAUCAUGAAAUGUUAACAGUGGACACUGCUUAUGAGAUUGCAUCACAUAAUACACAGGUUUUUAAUUAGACCUACUUUUCAAGGUCACAGAGAUCAAAGAGCCUAAAGUUCUGGAGCAUGUCUCCGUAACUACUGAUGCUGGAAUUUUCAUCAUUGAGUUAUAUAUGGUGGUCCAAGGGUGCCA
Messenger RNA from Lineus longissimus, 1836 nucleotides. Its product is annotated as angio-associated migratory cell protein-like. Gene Ontology annotation, molecular function: protein binding. The transcript has 10 exons. NCBI's taxonomy places the organism in Eukaryota, Metazoa, Nemertea, Pilidiophora, Heteronemertea, Lineidae. The record is from RefSeq and is a predicted model, not a curated record. The coding region runs from base 62 to 1312 and encodes 416 amino acids.